Messenger RNA from Dimorphilus gyrociliatus, 1162 nucleotides. The record is from the annotation of a GenBank genome assembly. NCBI's taxonomy places the organism in Eukaryota, Metazoa, Annelida, Polychaeta, Dinophilidae.
AAAUCCUAAAUUCGUGUUUUCCUUUCCUUGUUUAUCAUUUAUAUGAUUAUUUUUUAAAAGUGACAAUCUCACAAGAAUGACGACCAAGGAGGUAUAUAUUACAGAACUAUUAGAUCACAAUAAAAAUCCGAUGUCAGAGAAGAUUUUUGAGAUUGCUCUCCGAAAAGCUUCUCGCAAAUCAUCAGCUUAUGACGAAUAUACAAUCAAAUUUAGCUAUGUUGAAAAAGUUCAAAAGAAAUUUAUGAUCAAGUUCAAUAAUCAAGAUGUACAAGAAUAUCCACCCGAAAUUUUUCCCCAGGAUGACGAAAAUUUUUUGCCCGACUUGAAUGAAAUGAAAUCUAUUACACAUUGGGAUAAGAACGAUCACUCAGCAUUUGUAGAAUUAUUAUUAGAUCUCUACCGCCAAUAUCAAAAAUAUCAAGUUGAAAAGUUAAAUUCAAAUGAAAGAAUGAGAAGAGAAUACGAACUCUUGAUGAAAAAUAGAUGUAUCGGACCCUCAGAUAUAGAGGUUUUUUGCCAAAAUGAUAAUGGACCCUAUGUAUUUCACAUAAACUUAAAUGUAACAACUUACGUUAAGGCUUUCACGAAGGAUAAAAGUAAUAACCGAUUCACUGCCAAACUAACGGUUACAUUUCGAGGUAGAGAACCUGAGAAAGUACAGCCUGACCUUUUGUUGUCUGAAAACCUUGAAGAUAUUAUCGGCGGAAUACGAAGACUACAGAUACCCCCCUAUUCUAUAAGAACAUCGCUCGCGGACUAUGUUCCUGUAAUUAUAGAAGCCUUGAAAACUACUUUACAAAAUGGUGUUAAUCAGAAGAGAACGAAAAUUGAAUUUUUCCUUCAGUUCAGAGAAAAAUAUAGGGAGAGUCUUAUAGAAAUGAACGAUGAAGUAAUAACUGUACUCCUUACAUGGAAUGAUUUUAUGUUUACAGUUCAAUUAAAAUUACCCUUAUCCUUUCCCGUUGAUUCUCCUGCAUGCUAUUUAAAGUCAAUAUUUCAUCGAAACAAAGACGUUAAAUCGAUCUAUUCGAAAAAAAUUGAACAGUAUCCACAUAGUCCGAGAUGGUCGGCUCAAGAAAUGCUAUCAAGAUUUCAUUCAGCAGUUAUAGAAAAUGUUCCUAGUUUUAAAGAAGAAUCAGUAAAGAGAGGUCAAUUUAUGUGA